AUGAUGAUGCCACUCACUGUGGAUGGGCGGCGGUGUUCACUGUUUCACUUCUUUUUCUUAACUUUUCUCUCUUACCCACACACUAGGAAAGCAAGCAAGCAAGCGCUACUCGCUACUGUGAAAUUCGAAGGCACUGAAAGGACCAACAACACACACACACAUAUUUAUAUGCUCUCACGUGUUGCUGCAGUCAAGGCACCCCGCACACACAACCGUUGCCGCGUGACCGGAUCCAGCGGAAGGAGGAGGGAAGGAAGAGAGAGUGAGCCGCGGAGGCCCAACAUGUCCCGGCGUGUGUUUGCUUCCGCGGUGCUGCUCCUCCUCGUCUUUAUGAUGUGCUGCGGCAGUGAAGCUGUGAUCGCUGAUGAGGAGUCAAGGCCAGGAAGGGGAUCGGAAACGGAGAAAUAUUUUGAUUGGAGAGAUACAAAAGAUGGGGAAACAGUGAGUUCGCUUCGUGUUCCCAGUCUUGUUGAGAUGAAUGGCGAAGUAUUUGCCGUUGCCGAGGCGCAGUUGAAGGAAGAAAGCGGCUUUACUGGGAUUGCCUCGGAGCUUCUGACGUUAACUGGUCAGGAAUCAAAAGAGUUGGUUACAUCUCAAGUGAAGACACAAGUACUGGUGGAAUGUCCAUCCGACAAAAAGAAUUGUGUCUCCCAUUCAGAAGCUUCGGCUGGUUCUCAGAGUGAGAAGAAAGUACUUGUGAGCCGACCAACAACAGUCGUGCAGGGAAGUGAUAUUUACAUGUUUGCUGGAAGCUACAGUUUUGAAGUUACUGAUAAGGCCUCUUCUGAGGCUCAAUGGGGACUUUUGCUGGCGAGGGGCAACGUCAAUAAUGAUGCGAGCAGAGGCAACCGAAUUUAUUGGAGCGAAGCUUACGUUAUCCCGUGGAUCCAUUUUGAAAAACAACACGAGUCAUUGACAGGGCUGAUUGGCGGCGGUGGAUCGGGUGUUCGGAUGAAGGACGGUACGCUUGUGUUGCCAGUGGAAGGGACGAAGAAGGAGAAAAAGAAGGGAGACACAGAAGAGGAAGGAAAGACCGUUUCGCUGAUCCUAUACUCGAAGGAUGCUGCGGGUGGAAAUCUGUCGAAGGGGACGUCUGCCGAUGGUUGCAGUGAUCCCUCCGUUGUGGAAUGGAAGGACGGAAAACUCAUGAUGAUGACUGCGUGUGAUGACGGCCGCCGCAGGGUGUACGAGUCCGCUGACAAGGGGGAUUCGUGGACGGAGGCACUCGGGACACUCUCGCGCGUGUGGAGCAGCAAACACAAGGUUGAAAAAGUGAAAUUCGCUAGAAGCGGGUUCAUCACAGCGAGGAUUGAGAACAGGGACGUGAUGCUCGUCACUCUGCCGGUGUACGCCAAAAAAGAAGAAAAGGAAAAGGAAAAUGUGGAAAAGGGUGAACUCCAUCUUUGGCUGACGGACAAUACGCACAUUGCUGAUAUCGGGCCGGCAUCUGUGGAAGGAGACGAUGUUGCCGCCAGCGCCCUGUUGUACAAAAGCGGAGAUAAUAAUGAGUUGAUUGCACUGUACGAGAAGAAGAAGGGCGGUGGGGAUACAUCACUCGGUAUGGUCUCUGUGCGUCUGACUGAGAAGCUGCAGCGGGUGAAUGAUGUGCUGACGACCUGGAAGAAAGUGGACGAACGUGUCUCCCAGCUGUGCGCCACUUUACUUGCUCAGAAGGGUUUCUCAGCUGGCACUGCCUGCGGCGCUGGUAAGAUCACGGAUGGGCUGGUUGGCUUUUUGUCCGGUAACUUCUCUGAUAACACAUGGAGGGACGAAUACCUCGGGGUGAACGCCACAGUAAAGAACGGUGCAGCAAAGGCAGCAAAGACUUCCGAUGGUGUGACCUUCCAUGGAGCGUGGGCGGAGUGGCCUGUUGGCAAGCAAGGGGAGAAUCAGCUGUACCACUUUGCGAACUACAACUUUACUCUUGUGGCGACGGUGUCCAUCGACAAGGUGCCGGAGGAGGGAGAUACCCCCAUUCCAUUGAUUGGUGUGAAGCUGAAUGAUGGAAAGACUGUAUUCCUGGGACUGUCGUACAACAACAAAGAGAAGAAAUGGAUGCUGCAGUGCGGUGGCGGAACGAAGCCAGAGGAGCUCAGCAGCCCUGGGGAACCGGGGACAAAACGCCACGUGGCCAUUGUGCUACAGAACGGCAACCAGGGCACCGCGUACGUCGAUGGUCAGCGUGUGGGGAAUGAGCAAUGUGCAUUUGGAAAUUCGGAAUCGCAAGAGAUCUCACACUUCUACAUUGGAGGCAAUGCAGAGAACAAAAAAAGCCGUGGAGUCGUUCCUGUGACGGUGACGAACGUCCUGCUGUACAACCGCCCGUUGGAUGAAGCAGUGAUUACUGCGCUUAACACGGAAAGCGUUACUAUUCCAAAGCUGGAUCAUGCAAAACCAGAGCCGAGGGGUACUCCGUCCACUCCUGCCGGGCAACAGCCGUCGGAAUUGGGGCAUUUGGUGGGAAGCAGUAAAGUUGCGAGUGGUGGUGUGGAGGGGGCCGAUUCACAGAUCAGGGAAGUAAAUGCCACGGCACUCAGCAGCAACCUCGUAAAUGUGUCGCAAGAAAAUAACAACGAUGCCAGCAGUAUGCGUGGGAGCGGACUGCUGCCAUCGCUGCUUCUUCUGUUGGGACUGUGGGGGCUUGCGGCUCAGUGA
This is a messenger RNA of Trypanosoma cruzi, 2655 nucleotides long. RefSeq names its product trans-sialidase, putative. The transcript has a single exon. Gene Ontology annotation, cellular component: cytoplasm; intracellular membrane-bounded organelle; membrane. Gene Ontology annotation, biological process: oligosaccharide catabolic process; ganglioside catabolic process. The coding region runs from base 1 to 2655 and encodes 884 amino acids. Gene Ontology annotation, molecular function: exo-alpha-sialidase activity. The record is from RefSeq and is a predicted model, not a curated record. NCBI's taxonomy places the organism in Eukaryota, Euglenozoa, Kinetoplastea, Trypanosomatida, Trypanosomatidae.